Ricinus communis (castor bean) is the source of this 1467-nucleotide messenger RNA. Its product is annotated as polygalacturonase. The record is from RefSeq and is a predicted model, not a curated record. Gene Ontology annotation, molecular function: polygalacturonase activity. Gene Ontology annotation, biological process: carbohydrate metabolic process. Bases 44 to 1228 code for a protein of 394 amino acids. The transcript is spliced from 4 exons. Lineage: Eukaryota; Viridiplantae; Streptophyta; Magnoliopsida; Malpighiales; Euphorbiaceae.
UUAUCUAUUCUCUAUCAUAACAUUCUUACAGACCAAUCAAGAAAUGGAAAAGACAAUGACCUUUACAUUUCUUCUCUUAAUUGUCUUCGCCAUAUCAUCAUCUCCUGCAAUGUCAGGACCAGCGCAACUCUAUAAUGUUCAAAACUAUGGAGCCAAACCUGAUGGCUCGACUGACUCCACAAAGGCUUUUCUCGCUGCAUGGGCUGAUGCCUGUGGUUCUAAUGCCCCUGCCACUCUUUACGUUCCUGCAGGAAGGUUUUCUUUAGGCAAAGUGGAAUUUCAGGGUCCGUGCAAGAACAGUGCCAUUGAAGUUAGUAUCGACGGUACCCUUAUGGCUCCAUCUGAUUAUUCUGUUAUUGGUGACGAAAACAAUUGGAUAAUCUUCGUACAUGUUGAUGGCGUAACUGUUUCUGGUGGUGUGCUUGAUGGUCGAGGCUCCGGCUUGUGGUCUUGCAAGUCUUCUGGCAAGAACUGCCCAACUGGUGCAACGUCGCUAGAAUUUUCCAAUUCGAAAAACAUUGAAAUCAAUGGAUUAGCAUCAGAAGACAGUCAAAAGUUUCACAUUGUCAUCAAUAGCUGCCAGAAUGUCAAGGUACAAAGCGUGAAAGUCUCGGCUGACGGUGAUAGUCCUAACACCGACGGAAUUCACGUUGAAGGUUCAAGCAGUGUCACCAUAUUGAACUCCAAGAUUGGUACAGGGGAUGAUUGUGUGUCAAUUGGCCCUGGAACCACUAACUUAUGGGUUGAGAAUGUUGCUUGCGGACCUGGGCAUGGAAUCAGCAUUGGAAGCUUAGGCAAGGACAACGAUGAAGCUGGAGUGCAAAAUGUGACUGUUAAGACCACUACAUUUUCAGGCACCCAAAAUGGUGUCAGAAUUAAGUCUUGGGGGAGACCAAGCAGUGGUUUUGCCAAGAACAUUCUGUUCCAACAUGCUGUUAUGACCAAUGUUCAAAACCCAAUUGUAAUUGACCAGAAUUAUUGUCCUGGAGAAAGUAACUGCCCAGGCCAGGAAUCUGGUGUCCAAAUUAGUGAUGUAACAUACCAAGACAUCCAUGGAUCAUCAGCAACAGAAGUUGCGGUUAAAUUUGAUUGUAGCAGAAGCACUCCAUGCACUGGGAUUGAAUUGGAGGACGUGAAGCUGACUUAUAAUAACAAGCCUGCUGAAGCAUCUUGUAUCAAUGCAGCUGGCACUGCUUCUGGUGUUCUUCAGCCCUCAAGCUGUCUUUAGUUGGGGAAAAUGUUAUAAGUUCUUGAGUCAGAAUUUGCAGUAAGAAAACGUCAUGAAGUCCAUUUUCCAGGGUUAUUUUCUUGAUUGGUUAGAGCACAUAGGUUUAUUGCCUGAGCCUGUGGCUUUCAGGCCCAUUUGAGUUGUUGGUUACAGCCCGGCCUUGCGAUUAUAUAAACACCCUUGUUUGAUUGUUAUUUUAUAAAUCUACUAUGAUAUUGAGUUUUUUUUUUUCUUAUUUA